CGGCGGACCUGGCCUCUGAAGGGAUGGCAUGGGCGGAGAUUGCUGGCUUCUGGGCCCGACCGGGCCGGAGCUGGCUCCCCCGAGCCGGAGGCGGGGCGCGGGCUGGCUUCAGCCACAGUUACUGGUGACAGGUCGCCUGACUAGGCCCCUCCCCGGGCCCGCCCCCACAGGUUUGUCUUGUGACCGCGGGCGGCUGCCGCUUCUUUCCCGACAGCUUGGAACUUCGUUAGCCGCGAUGAGUUUCCUGGCCGCUACAUUCCUGCUCCUGGCGUUCAGCGCAGCCGCUCAGGCCGAACCAGUGCAGUUCAAGGACUGCGGUUCUGUGGAUGGAGUUAUAAAGGAAGUGAAUGUGAGCCCAUGCCCCACUCAGCCCUGCCAACUGAGCAAAGGACAGUCGUACAGUGUCAAUGUCACCUUCACCAGCAAUAUUCAAUCUAAAAGCAGCAAGGCCGUGGUGCAUGGCAUCCUGAUGGGCGUCCCAGUUCCCUUUCCCAUUCCUGAGUCUGAUGGCUGUAAGAGUGGCAUUAACUGCCCCAUCCAAAAAGACAAGACCUAUAGCUACCUGAAUAAACUACCAGUGAAAAGUGAAUAUCCCUCUAUAAAACUGGUGGUGGAGUGGCAACUUCAGGAUGAUAGAAACCAAAGUCUUUUCUGCUGGGAAAUCCCAGUACAGAUCGUUACUCAUCAAGUGCCUCAUUGAGUUCAGUGCAUCUGGCCAACGAGUCUCCUGACUCUUGACAGCACCUCCAGCUCUGCUGCUUCAACAACAGUGACUUGCUCUCCAAUGGUAUCCAGUGAUUCGUUGAAGAGGAGGUGCUCUGUGGGAGAAACUAAGCUCUGGAUGGCUGGUUGUCAGUGGCUGUCUUAUGUUUCUUUUUCUAUCUUAGGUGGUUUUCCUUAAAUGCAGCACUUGGUUAACAGAUGUUUAAUUUUUUUUUUUUUAACAUAUGUCCUCUUUCUACACCUGGAAGUGUACCCUUGAAUAAAUAAAAACUCAUUUGUCUUGUUUUCUGCA
Messenger RNA from Sapajus apella (tufted capuchin), 1015 nucleotides. It is a transcript of the gene NPC2, whose product is annotated as NPC intracellular cholesterol transporter 2. Gene Ontology annotation, molecular function: cholesterol binding. Gene Ontology annotation, biological process: cholesterol efflux; intracellular cholesterol transport. NCBI's taxonomy places the organism in Eukaryota, Metazoa, Chordata, Mammalia, Primates, Cebidae. Bases 29 to 700 code for a protein of 223 amino acids. The record is from RefSeq and is a predicted model, not a curated record. The transcript has 5 exons.